Molecule: messenger RNA, 1838 nt
Organism: Somion occarium
Lineage: Eukaryota; Fungi; Basidiomycota; Agaricomycetes; Polyporales; Cerrenaceae
Source: the annotation of a GenBank genome assembly
GCGAUAGACAGACAGUAUGCAAGUCCCACACAACCAUAUCAUGCCGCCGACUCCGGCUGCUAGUUCACUUUUGCAUGCGGUUCCCCUUUUACAUCUGUCCAUACAUGUUUACCACAGCUGUCAUGUUUGUCUGAACUCUGACCCACGGACUGCUUUCAUUGUCUCCGUCCUCCCUCCGGAGCUUCUUGUCAUUAUACAUACGCCGUAUGCCAAUCCACUGCGGAGACCCUUAGGCCCUCGCGACUUUGCUACGUAUCCUAGGACGCAGCUAUGGCGCAGGUCCUAGAUGCACAACCUGUUGAGUUUCUGAAGAGCAAUGGGGCAGCGUAUUUACGCGUUGGGUUUAUGUCCAUCGCACUAUACGAUUACGUAUUGACGUUGCCCGCGGAAUGGAGGUUCUAUCGCAGCCAGACGUCAUGGAAGCUCAGUCCAGGAUGCAUUCUAUUCAUCGUGUUGAGAUACCUAAGCAUCGCGACAAUUACCGUCAGUAAUGUUGGGUACUUCAGCACGUUCACGUGGGAAGAAUGCUUGAAAUAUUACAUGGUGGCACCCAUAUUGAAACCCGCGCAAAUGAUGGUAUGCCAAAUAAUCUUGGGCCUAAGGGCCUACAACAUUUCUCGACGCGCGCCAUGGGUGCUUUGGACAUUGCUCACCUUGUUUUCUCUCCUCACAGCCGCCGAAAUAUUCACGAAUGUAUUCGCUCGUAUACCCAUACAAAACGAGCAUCAUAAUUGUGUCGGCGCCAAUAGGCGGAACCGCCUAUCCGUUUGGCUAUUCUAUCUUCUUGCCAUGUUCUAUGAUGUUUUUACGAUGGGAAUAUCUACAUACUACCUGCUCGAUACCAUACCCUCUUUCCGACGGAUGUCAGGACUUGUCAAACUCAUGUUCUAUGACGGCAUAGGCUAUUUUGUGGUCCUAACUGCUGCUAACAUUGUUAAUUUAAUUUUAUACCGCGCCAGCGAUGAGGAGAUACAGUCUUCUGCCGCAACGCUCGGCUACGUCGUUACUUGGAUAAUGGCCCAGCGAAUACUUAUCCAUCUCCGAGACGCUGCGGCUCAGAUGCGGGGUCAAUCUGUCCAAACCAUGACGCACACAAUGACACGGGAACUUACCUCACCUCGCGACAUCUCACGGAUCAUGCGUACCCAGUUCAGCAGUCAGAAACGAGACCGGGUUGAUGACGACUACGCGCUUCGUCCGCCAGCACCGAGCAAAGUCCAUGACAACUCUUCAUCGGAACCGCAUUCUCCAAAUCACCUUGACGUCAACUUGGACGUGCAAGUGAAAAUACAACACAGCGUCACCGUGGAUUAUGAUCCUACGGCGUAUGACCGCGAGACAUAUCGAAAAUCGAAGAGGGCGUAUAGCUCUGUGUCGAGAUAAUAACUUCCGGCUUCUGCCUUUUAGGUUUGGAUUUUUCUUUAGUAAGUGUCCUUCUCAUGCUCUGCAUCAACUCGGUGAAUGAUGUAUUCCGGUUACAGAUACGGCCAACCGUGGCAUUGUGCAUUGCCACAAGUUGUUCAAUUUCAUUCGAAUUUAGUUGUAACAUAUUGCUAUCUACUGCUGUGUGCUUUAUUGCUUUCUUAGUUUGAUUCUCCACUAAUAUGACUUCAUACCAUCUACACUCUUGCGAUGCACAGAAAUUCCAUCCCUUUCCUUUCACCCUUUCCACUCAUGCAAUGACUGGUUAUGACGGAGAUCUAUAGUAGCCAGAUUCGAAAAAGCAUUCAAGAACAAGCAGAUGACUUGGAUAAAGAAGAUGCUUCUGUUGUGAUGCAAGUACAGUACGAAUUUAACUUUAUUCCGAGUACAGUAUCUCGAACACGUUUUUCUAAGCG